AAUCCAUGGUUGCACACUAUCUCUGUCUAAAAAUAAGCGUUUAGUCUGUCAGCAUAUCUACAGUGCUACUUCUUUCAGCAAUUUCAUUGACUUGAUUAUAGCGACUAAAUGCAUUUGGGUUUGUUCGGGCCCCAUAUUAAAAACAGAAUCCCAUCAAUCAAAUGGAAUGUUGGGGCUGUCGCCUAGCAACGGGGACUCCGGCGCGCACCUGCUGCACUGCGGCACCGGAAAUAGAGAGCACAACACAGCGGCAGAGCAGCAGGCGAUGUGGAGUUAAUCCUUUGCCACGGGUCGCCUUUUUGUCAGUUUCCUUUUUCAUUCUCGGGUCAUCGAGCUUUGGCAUCCUGUCAAAUCUCAGCAGACAGACGGACAGCAGAAGGAGGGACGAGCCGCUCAAUCAGGGACACUGCAGCGAGAACAUCAUCAUCAUGGCACACGCCGCAUCACUCUCUCUGCCAUCUCUGGCAUUUUAACGAGCCGCUUCAGCAAGAGGAGGGAGUCAUGCCCACCAAAUCUGCGAAUUUCACCCUGAGCAUUUGUUUUUAUUAUUAUUUGUAUAUGCUGUGUCGACGUGAGCUUCACUGGUUUCCCCGAAUAAAAUCAUAGUAAGCCACAGCAUCUCAUACCCAGCUCAUGUUGAUGUUCCUCAUACCCAGCCGCUCAGCUGGUAUGAAAGAAGAGCAUUGUUACCAGAGGAAACAACGCAUAAAUCUGCAACAGGAAAUGAAUCGUCUGUGCUCUGUUAAUAAUAACUUUCCAUAUGAUAACAACCUCCUGGUGCUGGACAUGGUCCUGAGCUCACUGUGGGCUUCGCCUCAGCCAAUCAAUUGGGAGAAUGUUGCCAAGUUGGUCCCAGGAUUCACACCUAAAGAGUGUGCACAGAGGUUUGAAGAGCUGAAGACUACAGGCAGUUUCCCUCAUGUUGAUGACCAGUGUAACCCACUGACCAGAGCAGUAAGCUCUCCAUCGGAACCCUUUUCCACCUACAUCAAAUCCAAUUUAUUGGACAUUACCGGAGAUACAGUGGAACCACCGUCCAAUCAGGCCACUCUUUCAGUGUCAGGCCUCACUGUGAUCCCUACUGGUCAAGGAGCUUCUGCAGACAGUGAGAUAGCAGAUCCUGCCAAGAAGAUUGAGAAAACGGAAGAGAAUAAAAUCCCCAACAUGGUAAUCCACGUUUGUGAUGAGGCAAAGAACCUGAAGCAGGACUUUGUGUGUCCGAGGAACCUCCUGGUAAAAGAGAUGCGUUACUUUGAAGAGUAUCUUUCUGUGGACCCACAGCGCUGGGACGAGGUGGACAUUUCUGUCCACUGUGACGUCCAGAUCUUCGACUGGCUCAUGAACUACGUCAAGAGUCACAACACUGAACAUUGGCAUGGAAAACACAUGGACAAACCCAAACUGGAGCACAGCAAUGUCAUCUCAAUCCUGAUCUCCUCCGAGUUCUUGAAGAUGGAAACUUUAGUUGAGGAGUGUAUCCAGUAUUGUCACAAACAUAUGAGUGCCAUCAUAGCAACGCCAUGCAAUAUGAACUGCAUCAAUAACAACCUGGCUGGAUGCAUCGCUGAUCUGUUCAGCCACAAUGAGGCAGAUGACCUCAAGGACAAAAGAGACAAAUUCAAAAGUAAACUGUUUCAGAAGAAGAUUGAGAGAUUAUUUGAUCAUGGUUAUCAGAAUCACGAUUCCCCUGGUAAUGCAUCUACUCUGUACAGAUGUGGACUUUGCCUUAAGUUUUUAACCAAAGAAACUGAGAGAAAAAUCCCUUGUGAUCCAAACAAAAUCAACAUAGAUGCCCGGGGAAACAUUGUAUUCAAUCAUACCAGAUUCCUGUGUACAGAUUUGGGCCAGUGUAAGUACCACCCUGAAGCGGUUGUGUAUCCUGGCAUUGGGGCAGAUCAUAGAUGGCACGGCAUUGGUCUUUACCCCUGCUGCAACCAGAAAGUCCUAAGAUUUGAUCCCUCCUCCAUGCCCAAGGGCUGUAAAAUAAGAGACCACAUUGUGAGUGCGGCAGAUGGUGGUGACUGCAGCGAUCACAAUGUAAACUCAACCCAGACCAGAAUACUCAAUGACCUGCUUCUACACAGAGAGGCUGUGUGUGUGCCAGAGAGCUGUAGCUCUGACGAUGCUUCUGCAGGUAGUGAACGUGUGCCAGGAUGUGAUGUAAUGCUGGAGCCAGAGGUGCUUACAGCUCACAGACCCAAGGAAACCACAGCUUUUUCACUGUUAAAAAACUGGAGUCUUCAGCUGCGGCAGCAGUCUCCGCUGUCUGAAGAUGAGGAGUACACUACAGGGUCAGAGGUCACAGAGGAUGAGAUCGGGGAUGAAGAAGACACAUCAAAAAAACAAGCUGCAAAGAAGGCAAGAAAAUCUGGAAAACCUUUGAAAAGACAAGUGUCUUCCCCCAGUUUCCAGCGUAAGGAGAGAUCUGGAGAAAAGGCACCAUCUCGAGACUCAACCCCGUUCAUCGUAAGCAUCCAGAAGAAUAAGUGGGAUAGCAAUCGCUCCAUGAGGUACAAUCAGGACGCACAGAGGGAGGAGGAUCAGAGGAGAAUGGAGGAGAUAAUAGCCAAUCUCACUAAAAUGCGCUUUGGUGACCAAGAGCAGACGAAGUUUAAAGACAAAAAAGAGCCUGCAGGAGGGCUCUACUCGAGGCUGGAGGCCCAGUUUAAGGCCUCGUCUCAGUCCAGCGGAAGACACAGCAGCUCAGAGAAAACUCUAAGAGCGAAGACGCGCUCAGGGCCGUCAAGACCGACUUAGAGAAAAUGUGUAAAUAAGUGGAUGAGUUUUUGAAAAGGAGGAGUAAACGAGGUUGCUGCUGUUUGACGAGGCAGAAGAACCAAUCACUCUCUUCGCCCAUCCUUUACUCCACUCCUCACCCCCUCCUCCAAACUCCGUCCAGUUACAGCAGGAAUAGCAUUAGAGUCUUUUCCAUCACAAUCCCGGGAGAAGAAUGGAUUGCUGGUGUGUUCACUGAUGUCAUAACUGUAGCUAUAGAACAUAAACAAUGGACCUAAUAAAAUCAGUUGCACUGUAAACAAUACAUGCUUUUGGCUGCUAAUGAAUUGGUUGCACCCACUAAAAAAAUCUGUGUUACACUAGUACCAUUUAAGUUUAUUUUGCACCUUUUUCCUUUAUCUCAUCUCAUGUCUAGCUCAGGAUUCAUCCCAGCUGCAGUGUGUUGUAAUGUCCCUGCUUCAUUCUAGUGGACUCAGGUGACCAGACAAAGCUCAUCUCUGUGGUACUGACCCUGCACUUUAAGUCGUCUUAAUGCAAUGACUCAAACCUGUAUAAUACACAAAGAAGCCACUGGGUAAAGAGUCAUGCUGACGACUAAUACCUAUGAGGUCCAUGAUUAUGUUGCACUGAAACUAUCACAACUGUGCCAUUUGGCCCAAUGUGACGUGGGGUAGAAUACAGAA
This is a messenger RNA of Sinocyclocheilus anshuiensis, 3419 nucleotides long. RefSeq lists its product as uncharacterized. The record is from RefSeq and is a predicted model, not a curated record. The transcript has 20 exons. Bases 634 to 2757 code for a protein of 707 amino acids. NCBI's taxonomy places the organism in Eukaryota, Metazoa, Chordata, Actinopteri, Cypriniformes, Cyprinidae.